GGAACAGUUCAUUAAUUUCUAUUAGUCCACUGACGAUAUAUUAUAAUAUGUCUGAUUACUCUGGUUGAACUAAACACUUUUGUAUUCGGUUAAUUUUUGUUCAAAAUGGCUACUACGACAAAAAUGGUAUACAAUAACGAAGAUAAUUUAAUGAUCAACACUGGAUUAAUGAAAAUAACUGGAUUAUACCAUGUACUGGAUUCACGGAGCCUAAAAAUCUUUGGUCACAACGUGUUUAAAUGCUUGUCUGUAGUUCAAAUGUCGAGUCUUAUAUUGUUGACGGUUAUAUUUCUUUCAAACAUAUAUUAUUUUUUGGAUGACAUCAAUGCAGUAAUGCACUAUUCGACUUUAUUAACAUCCGAUAUGAUCUCGAUUUUUAAACUUUAUGUCACAAUCGUAAAUUCGGACACAAUAUGGAACUGUAUACAAAUGACAUCCAUCGACGACUUGUCAUAUAAGUAUCACGAUAGACGCAUACUCAUAAAUGGUCAAUCGAAGUCCAAAUCGUAUUCUAUACUAAUUAUGUUUAUGUGGAUGAAUCUUAUAAUAUCUUGGUCAUUGGCUCCUUUGUUUGUCACAAACUUUUUUUUAGAAUUAGAAGUCGAAAACGAGAUUUACCGUUACCGCCUCAGCAUAAUGAAUUUCGUAUUCCCUGUUACCGAUCAAUUCUACAACGAAAACUACGUGAUUUAUUACUGUAUAGAAUUUACCGGCUUGAUACUAUGGUGUCAUUGCACAAUGAAUUUCGAUAUACUAUUGCUGUCGAUGAAUAUUACGUUCAAAUAUCAGUUAAAAACUAUUGCGAAUUCUUUCAGUACAUUCAACAUAAAAAAUUACGUUGAGAACAAUCUCACAAAAAAUGUGGAACACCACAAAAAAUCAGAAUUAUUGAUGUUUGAUUUCAAGAGUAUAAUAUACGAUCAACAGCGUGUCAUAGAAAACAUGAGAAACAUUUACCGAAUAUUUCAACCCGUUGUACUUACUCAACUAGCUUCCGAGUCUAUAAUAAUAAUUCUUUUGUCCUGUAUCUUAAUGAUGAACUAUUUUAACGGUAUAUCAUUGAUAUCGGUAAUGAACUCGAGACUAUGUUUAGCGGUAUCAACGUUCACAUUCCACAUUUAUGUUAUCUGCUACUUAUUUGACGAUGUCAACCAACAAAAAGAUUCGAUCAAUUUUGCUCUGUACAGCAAUGAUUGGACGCAGAGCAAUACACAACAUAAACAUCUACUACUACACGCCAUGCGAAUGAAUAACGCUGAAAAUCUUAGACUACACGUGACACAAAAUAGAAUAGUAAAUUUCAAAAUGUUUACUAGUAUCAUGCGGAAAGCGUAUUCAAUAUUAUCAGUGUUGGGAAAGAUGUGUGCAAAGAAGACGUAGACGAUAUCGUUAUGCCGAAACUGUGUAGUUAUGACCUGUGGGGGUUA
Messenger RNA from Aphis gossypii (cotton aphid), 1427 nucleotides. Its product is annotated as odorant receptor 46a-like. Gene Ontology annotation, biological process: sensory perception of smell; detection of chemical stimulus involved in sensory perception of smell. Lineage: Eukaryota; Metazoa; Arthropoda; Insecta; Hemiptera; Aphididae. The coding region runs from base 106 to 1380 and encodes 424 amino acids. The record is from RefSeq and is a predicted model, not a curated record. Gene Ontology annotation, cellular component: plasma membrane. The transcript is spliced from 7 exons. Gene Ontology annotation, molecular function: odorant binding; olfactory receptor activity.